AAUAGUCAUAGAGGAACAGUCGAGUUCCUGCCUCGCACCCAGACUUCUUUCUAAAUAAUGGCCGCGCAAGGGAGGAAGGGAAGGUGCUUCUCUUCUUUCCUCUUCCCGUGGUCGCUCGCGAUUUGCGCUCGUCACCAGUCGUUCAAGUGCAAAGUACCUGAGGAGGCUGGUCAAGUUAACUCUGGAAAUGAGGGCGAGUUUUCUUUUUGUGGACACUGAAAGACCCGCAAUUGAAAGUAUAUAUAAACUACAAACAGAGAUUGUUUUCCAUUUUGUAGCCAACGAGCGCAUGACUAAAUCCCAACGACGACAGAACCUGGCAGAUAAGCGGGUUUACAGUAUUGCAUGUCUUCUAUAAAGGUUACACUGGGCUUCUACUCUUUGUGCCCCUACUAAAUGGUGAAUAUAAAAAUAAAUUAACCAGAGACCCAACUGAGCUUUACGUCUUUAAUUUCACAAAUCAAGUUGCAGAAAAUUGAGACGACAGCUCAAGCACCUCCAUCAUCACCAACACAAGCACCGGCCCGAGUGUCAGAGAGUCCAAAGAUUCCUCAUGUGGAACUGCGACAUGUUGGAAUUACAAAGUCAAACCGUCCUGUGUCAGCCCCUCCCAUCCAGCUGGUGAUUCCCCCACCUCCACCCAGCAGUCCACCCCCUUCCACUCCUCCCCCACCCGUCACACCGCCUCCCCCUGUGCUUUUGAAGACGAACGACACGACACAGAAAGCUUCAGAAGCCACUCUGCCUGGGAGCGCUGAUUUUGCCAAGGCCAUCCAGGCGAAGAAUCUGAAAAAAGUUGAUCCUGAAGAGGAAAAGAAACGACGCGAACAGUCGCAACAAAACAGAAUGAGCUCAACGGACAUGCUGAAUGAUGAACUAAAACGAAGAAUGACCUCUAACCAGGGGGGACUUACACCAAGAGUGCCACGGAAGGAUUUGCAGACCGUCGACCUGACCGCUGAUUCAAGCGCCAGUGAAGUCAAACAGUGGCUCAAGAGUAAAGGAUUCACUGAAAGUUGUGUGACAGCAUUAUCUGGCAAGUCCGCUAAAGAUCUGGAGUCGAUGACAAAGGACCAGUUGAAGCAGGCUUGUGGAGAUUCCGAAGGAUCAAGAGUAUUCAGUCAGUUUGCAGUGCAGAAAGCCAACUGGGAGGCGUCAAAUAAAGGAUCUGAAUUAGCGUUCAUAAUGCAAAAACGUAAGGAGAGAUCGGAAGAGAAAACUGCCGAGGAGCUGGAAAACGCUGGCGAACUCCGAAGCAUUGUUGCCGACGCCAAAGCUGCGGCAGCUCAAGAGGAGAUUGAAUUAAGACGCAGAACAUCCAGUGCAGGGAAGAAAGCACCUCAGCUCGGUGCACCCGCAACCAAACCUCGUCCGAAAAGCUUUGCGGGACCUGAGACCAAGCCGCGCAAGGACAGCAAGGCAGAACGAAAGUCUUCCCGAGGAGAGUCGUUUGAUGCUGAGUUUAUCCCACCGCCACCCAUGCUGGAAUCCGAAGAUCAGCCGACAAGUGGCGAAGCGAGUCCGAGGGCGAGAAAGAUUUCUUCUGAGGACGUGGAGAAUAUUAUGCGAGAACAGAAGAAACAACAGGAAUUCUUGUUGGAACACGAUAAACAGCUAUUCCUUCUCGAAGAGCUUCAAAGACAAAAGUUAGAACUGGAACAGCAGAAACGAGAGUUUGAAGAACAACAACAGAGGGUGAAACAGGCGGAGUUACAGGAACAGCAGAAGGAGCUAUACCGUCAAAUCCAAGCACAGCAAGAUCAGCUGAAAAUGAACGAGGACAAGCUAGUGCAGCAACAACGAUUUCUUUCAACCUACGAAAAUAUCCCCCCUCAAUUCACCUAUGCGCAGAUUCCCCCUGUUAUGCCCCAGAUGCCCGUUAUGCCCAUUGCGGGUGUCCCCACCGGAGCCCCCGCCUACCUUCCAAUGGGGGGCCUUCAACCGAUGUACACACCGUACCCAACCGCGAUGGCUCAACCCGGGGUGACACAUGUGGUUCCUUCCGUGAACAUGCCGUCGGUUUCAGCAACGCAGCCACCUAGCGCUGUAGUAGCUGACAAUACAAUCAGAAUGUAGUUAAAGCCUGAAGAGAAUUUUGUAGGAAGAUGUCACGUAGUAUACUCAAUCGAGAAUUAUGCAAAUUUACCAAUCAAAGUUAGAAUGCGGUCUAUAACAUACGCAUGAAAUUCGCGCCUAGUACAGCAGAAUGUAUAUUUUUUGCACGUCAUAGAGACGAGGUUAAUUAAAUCCAAAAUGUAAUCAAAACGCUCCCACCACCGUAAACAAUUCCUUUAAUUGUGAUUUGAUUGUGCAUUCAAAACAAAUGCGAAUCUCUUAGGUGUAGGGGGAGGGGUCGCGUAAAUCAUAUUUACGUUACUGACGAAGAACUAGUAAGGCGGAUUCCGCUCAAAGUUCAAGCAAUACAUGCAAAAAUUAUUUACUAAAAGUCUGCUUAUAGCUCUAACUUUUUGAAUGCUCUUUGAAACCUCUCACUUUAAUUCAUUUUUCUAAGUGACCCCGCGAUUAAAUUCUCAAGCACUCUCGAGAAAGUUAUUGUCAAACCUCGUGAGAAUACUUAUUAAAAGCGUGCGUUGUUGUGUUUUGAACUGACGUGAAAUUAUUAAAAUAUGGAUAACAUCAAAUUCAGUUUUCCCUCACGGGGUCAGCCCGAGAGCUUAAGUCUUGAUAAGGUCUUCUUAACUGUAUUCUAUAAUAUUGCCAUAGUUUUUUGGUAACUUUAUUUUUGCCAUUAUUGCUCGAAUGUUCAGCGGAAAUCAUGUUAAAUAUACAGGCUCUUGCUCACUCGUGGAGCUCCUUGCA
Messenger RNA from Orbicella faveolata, 2820 nucleotides. RefSeq names its product epidermal growth factor receptor kinase substrate 8-like. Gene Ontology annotation, biological process: Rho protein signal transduction; regulation of Rho protein signal transduction. Lineage: Eukaryota; Metazoa; Cnidaria; Anthozoa; Scleractinia; Merulinidae. The record is from RefSeq and is a predicted model, not a curated record. Gene Ontology annotation, molecular function: actin binding. Gene Ontology annotation, cellular component: plasma membrane.